CUUGGGAAAAAGCUUUUGCCAUCCCUGGCUGAUGGAUGUGGCGCUAUGCCUUCGCUGCGCCUUGGGGACCCAGGUUUCCGCUUGCCAUCGCAGCCUACACCGACUGUCUGGGCACUGAGCUGGUGUCCGGGGACGUGUGGACGGUGGCUCGCGAAGUGGACAAGGCGCUGCAGCUUACCCAUGUGCCGCCCCAGUAUGGUUUGGAGCUGUCGAAUGCCUUCUUCGGCUUGGAACGAUCGGGGGCAAUUCCAGGAGCCAUUGAGGAUUGCGCCUUGGGCAUGGCGGUGCUGGUGUUGAAUGCCCUGCCCCAAGCAGAACUUCGCUUUGGCACCAGGAGGGCCAAGGAGUAUUAUAUCCUUUAUGAAGAACUUCUCAGAAGCUACGGGCAUUUGUGGAAUGCCUCGGGCUUCAAAUGGAGCCUCAAGACCCACCAGUCCGCUGGCUAUCCUUUGAUUCUGGGUCUUCGCCCACAAAGCUGCUUCGGAUUGGAUUUGAAGAUUUUCGUCUAUGAGACGGACUUCGCCAGCAAGCCAGUGAUUUGUAGCCAAGGGAUGUUUGCCAGCGAGGUCUUCGUUCAUCAAUUUCUGCUGCACAGCUCAUGCCACACUGAAGACCCCAACGAAGCUGAUUUCUUCUUUGUGCCGGUCUACGCGGCCUGCGUGAUGACCAAGGAGAAGAAGUUGGCAGAUGAGAUGGAUUUCUUCUACAAGGAGCUGGUGACGGAGAAGCUUCGGUAUUUUCAGGACCAAGGAGGUCAAGAUCAUAUCUUCCUUUGGUCUUCCGAGACCUACGAUUUCCCAUCAUGGGUGGAUUACAUCGCUGAUUCGUUGUUUCUUUCAGUUGAAGCUGUGCCAAUCGAGUGUACAGACUUCGACUUUUUCUCUGAAGAGACGGCAGACAACUUUGGAGCUCAUUGUCAGCAUUGCCACUGGUGCUUCACCCGUUGGAAGGACUAUGUGAUCCCUGGCUUUGUUGAGAAGUGGAGCAUCGAAAAGAUGAGGGAUCUGGAAAAAUCACAUGAAGAAAGGACCUUCACAGCCUGUUAUCAUGGAGCAGACUCAGAUGCCCUGGCCAUCUACAAGUACGCCAAUACCACGGUGCGAAAUGACCUGCAGACACUGAAUGGACGCGCCAACUUUAGCAUCGGCUACCGCUUCACCAGAAUCACGGAGUACUUCGAGCGCAUCGGGGAGUGCCACUUUUGCUUUGCGCCCAAGGGUUUGGGUUACUGGAGCAAUCGGCUUUACGAGGUGUUGUUCGCUGGAUGCAUCCCAGUGAUCCUCUCGGAUCACAUCGGACUUCCCUUCGACGACUUCUUGGAUUGGAGCACCUUCUCUUUGAAGUGGCCUAUGUCAGAGGUGGGCCCUGUCCUGGCAGAACACUUGGAACUGCUACUGCAGAACCAGUCGCUGAACCCGCACGGUGAUGGUCGGGUCAUUCCGGUUACCGAGAGUGGCCUUUCUUGGUAGAAACUGCAUCAAACCGGUGUAUUUAUGUGCAGUGCAGUUAAAUUCAGGAGGUCUGGUAAAAGUCUCGAUAGACAUGAACUGAGAUUGACACCGGGAGUGGAGGGAUGUGGAGGGUACGGGUGUCCAUUGUUUGCUCACUUAACUGAAAAC
Messenger RNA from Durusdinium trenchii, 1619 nucleotides. The record is from the annotation of a GenBank genome assembly. NCBI's taxonomy places the organism in Eukaryota, Dinophyceae, Suessiales, Symbiodiniaceae.